Aspergillus brunneoviolaceus CBS 621.78 is the source of this 872-nucleotide messenger RNA. It is a transcript of the gene pex4, whose product is annotated as putative ubiquitin conjugating enzyme (UbcJ). The coding region runs from base 58 to 537 and encodes 159 amino acids. The record is from RefSeq and is a predicted model, not a curated record. The transcript has 2 exons. NCBI's taxonomy places the organism in Eukaryota, Fungi, Ascomycota, Eurotiomycetes, Eurotiales, Aspergillaceae.
GCCAGCAGCAGCAGCAGCAGCAGCAGCAGCUCAUUCUGCACAUGAGAAGCUGAGACAAUGGCAACGCACAACACCACCCAGCGUCUCCUCCGGGAACUGAAGGACUACACCAACAACCCCAAUGAAGCUCUUCUGCAUCUCGGGCCCAUCGAAGAGGAUGAUCUCCUCCACUGGGAAGCCGUCCUGAAAGGUGUGAAGGGCACUCCAUACGAAGGCGGCCUCUGGUCCCUCCACAUCACCAUUCCCCCAUCCUACCCGCUUACCCCGCCCACCAUCCGCUUCACCACCCGCAUCAGCCACCCCAACAUCUCCUUCACCACCGGCGAGAUCUGCCUCACCCUCCUGACGACCGAGCACUGGAGCCCCGUCUACACCCUCUCCUCGACCCUCACCGCCAUCCACCAGCUGCUGACGGAUCCGCGCCCGGAAUCGCCGCUCAACGUCGACGUCGCCGCCCUGCUGCGCGACGGCGAUAUCCCCGCGUGGGAGAGUGUGGUGCGGUUCUGGACGGAGGAGGAGCGGUGGGUGCCGAAGUAGACAAUAUACCGCGUGGACUGAGGGAGGUUGUUUGGGGUAUAUACUCGUUGGUCAGGAGGUGAGAGGCUAGGUUGAAGGAUCGCACCAUGCAAACCGAGAUGCGGCGCGUCUUUCUGGAUCAUCAAACCGUGUCCGUUCCGGGUGAGGGGACACAAAGAGAUAAGAGGGAGGGGAUUAUCACCAUGUCUAUACCUACAUCUACACCUAUCUAUACUGUUGUUUAUUAUUCGGUAGGUUUGUACAGAGCUAGCUACUAGGUAGGUACCUAGCUAGCCUACCCAUCACGUGCAAAGUGACAGCAAGCAAGUAGGGCAAGUCAUUUUACCACAUUAGAG